AUGUCGAUGAAGGAGGUCGAUGAACAAAUGCUAAAUAUACAACAAAAAAACAGUAGUUUCUUUGUAGAGUGGAUUCCAAACAAUUGCAAAACUGCUGUGUGUGAUAUUCCACCACGUGGCUUAAAGAUGUCUGCCACGUUUAUAGGCAACACUACUGCCAUUCAAGAACUAUUCAAACGCAUUUCCGAACAAUUUACAGCCAUGUUUAGGCGCAAGGCCUUCUUACAUUGGUACACAGGUGAAGGAAUGGAUGAAAUGGAAUUCACUGAAGCCGAAAGUAGCAUGAACGAUUUGGUAUCAGAAUAUCAGCAAUAUCAAGAGGCCACCGCGGAGGAGGAGGGUGAAUUCGACGAGGAUGAGGAAGGCGGAGCUGAUGAAUAA
This is a messenger RNA of Glossina fuscipes, 381 nucleotides long. RefSeq names its product tubulin beta chain-like. Gene Ontology annotation, biological process: microtubule cytoskeleton organization; mitotic cell cycle. Gene Ontology annotation, molecular function: GTPase activity; GTP binding; structural constituent of cytoskeleton. The transcript has a single exon. The record is from RefSeq and is a predicted model, not a curated record. Gene Ontology annotation, cellular component: cytoplasm; microtubule. Bases 1 to 381 code for a protein of 126 amino acids. NCBI's taxonomy places the organism in Eukaryota, Metazoa, Arthropoda, Insecta, Diptera, Glossinidae.